GCUGUUUCGACUGCAGAAUGGCUGAAAUACGAUGCUUGGCCUUUUUCGAAGAUGAUAAUUCCGUUUCAUGACGCAGCCACAAUUGCAGGUUUUGGGGUCGGAUGCGAUUUCGACGCACAACUACGUAAAUUGUGCACGACGCACGUAAUAGUUUGCGAUGCUGCUCUCGCAAUUGUUUUUCUCGUGAAGAGGAUCGGUCGAAAUCAAAGCGAGUCUCGGAAACCCGAUGACUUUGAUGGCCUGUUUGUUCAGUCCUUGCUUUCGAAGAAUCAAAAGAUAGACAUGGCCCGUCCUUAUGUCAAGGUUUGGCUAUUUGGAUUGCUGCAAGUCCUCUCAAUCGUCUUAGCCGAUCCAUCGCCUAAGGGCGGAAAAGGAGGGGGAGACAGUGACAGCAGCAGCUCCUCUGGAGACGAUAGUGGCAGCUCAAGCGGCGGCAGCGGCUCUCACACUGGCACACAGCACGUACUGGUUUCCGGAGACAAGUGGCCGUAUCGUUGGCCAGGAAGCUACUACAAUGGGAGCAUGACUCUAGAAGUAUCUAUUGAAUACUGGCCAGGUUGCUCGGAAGGCCAGCGCGGCAAUAUCCGCACGAAUAUGGACGGCAUACUUCUUCUUGGACCCGCCAACCAAACGGGGACCUUUGACGUUGUGGAUCCAAAUUUUGUGAUCAUGGGAUGGGAUGCGGGCAUUACACCGACGAACAAUUGGACUGAUGGUGAAUACUGGGGUAACGGGGGACCGGGUCUGACUCGCUGGUUCAGUACAGAUGUCAAACUCAUGUUGAGCCGCUACGUCGAGAUAUGGCAGGAUUCAUCCAGUACCAGUCGACCAUAUGACCUAGGCUGGACUGUCGAUUCCAGCAACUCAGGAAAUGAGACGAACGAGUGGCACAUCAACGGCACGUUUAGCGGAACGUCGACCACAUUCAGCCCACGCGAUAACUCAGAGGACAACUGGAUGCAGGUCACCACAUUUUUGUGCAACAAUAAAACCACAGUCGAUGUCCUCAACAUGCAACCAUGGACUCACUCAAACGCUUUGAAAGACUGGCCCUCGACUCGAAACACGACUUUUGAGGGCACCUUUUCGGACAGCGGAGCAUCGAUCACGUGGAGUGGGAACUACUGGGCAGGUUUCAGUAGCAUCGACUACGGUGUCCCCUUCGAGAAGACGUCCUAUCCACAAGGGUAUUUCACGUUUACUUUCGACGGUAAGCUAGACGUCUCAGAAAGCGACAUCUUGAUUGCAAGGAAUGAAUCACUCUCCGGGUACUACAAUUCGGCUGGUGACCCAGAUUGGGUCAAGAAAUACGACAGAGAUCUAAACGCUCCGGACAGGACAAUCUACUAUGGGAAGGGAGACCGCAAAAGCCCUCCUGUUCGAUUUGUUGUAGGAGUUGCUCUUGUUACAGGAACAGUUAUGUUUCUGAUGUCAUAGCUAUCUAUCGCACAUGUGAAGAAGUGACUCGGAUCUACCUAAAACUGUUGCUCUUUAUAUUGAUUGGGACUGACAAUAAUUGGCAGCUCCCCUGCAACGGCUACAGGAGCCGUCCUUAGACGCCUGCGCCGACGAUCGAUCUAUUCAGGUCGUCAAAAGCCGGUUGCUUCUAAUGAUUAGCGAUUCAAUCACGAUGAUGUCUUUGAGUCAAUGAUCUUGUGCCACGCAUACG
Molecule: messenger RNA, 1669 nt
Organism: Verruconis gallopava
Lineage: Eukaryota; Fungi; Ascomycota; Dothideomycetes; Venturiales; Sympoventuriaceae
Exons: 3
Coding region: 52-1437 (461 amino acids)
Source: RefSeq, a predicted model, not a curated record